Messenger RNA from Clonostachys solani, 786 nucleotides. The record is from the annotation of a GenBank genome assembly. NCBI's taxonomy places the organism in Eukaryota, Fungi, Ascomycota, Sordariomycetes, Hypocreales, Bionectriaceae.
AUGGCCAUUCUACCACCCAUCAUGAGCGGCAGCCUAAGCCGUGCGCCAUGUAUCCUCCGCUCUCGACUCUACACCAUCGCCCGCCUCGCGUACCGCGGCAGACUUACACUCCCUGCCGCAGCACCACCCCCGCUCAGUCGUGCGCUACCACCAUCCCGGCCCAUCUCGACAGCGCCGCCCAAGGCACUGAGCAUGACCUCGCCUUCGCUGGAGCGGCACAAGUCAUCGCCCGAGCGCAGCAUCCAGCGGCAGAUCGCCGCCGGCAACAUCGACAAAUGGGGCUGGGUCGUGUACCGGACAGCGUACCAGCCCGAGCUGGACGCGGCCUGGGCGACGCUGCAGCGCCUGGUGCUCGAGAGCCUGCGUGAGUGCGUCGCCGAGUCUGACGCGCCUGAGAUCGCGGACCGGGUGGACUGGGUUUUUGUAGCGGACCUGGAGCUCGAGGGUGCGUCGUUGGAUGAGCUGAAGCGUAGGUUCCGGGCCUGUGCGCGCGUCGACGCCCCGUGCGACCUCGAUACGUACGAGCCUGGGACCAGCCGUGGCUCGCGUUACGACUUCUUCGUCCAGGCUGAACCUAUGCCGCUCUGCUCAGCGGCGCUCAUGGCAUGGGUCGAUCAGCUUCCGGAAGAGAAAGCGAUGGACGCGGAUGGGGAGCCUGUGGAUAAUGAGGAUUGGAUGAAGAUUCAGCUGGGCGUGGUUUCGCCUCAUUAUUAUGUCGAGCUGGGCGACGACGAGACUUGGUACGCCUACUACAGGCCGCCGCCGAAUGGCAUCUGUAUGCCGUGA